AUGACCGAUUUGGUUCCUGGAGAUGGACAGAAGAAAGCCGAUGCUCCGACAAGCGCCGAGGGUCGACGUAAUUCUUCUUCCGGAAGUGUUGAUCUCGAUGGCGCUGCGGAUGGGUCGGCUGUGGUCCGCGGUAAGUUCUCGGAGCCUUACGUACUUCUUAGGAGGAUUUUGAGAGAGGAAUUGGGCGGCGGCGGCGGCGACGGUGGUGGGCAUAGGCUUCUAGUCGCGGCGGUGCACGCGGUUAUGCAGGAGUCCGGCUUUGUCGCGGUUGACCCGGCGACCAGAAUGCCCGCCGAUCAGCGGCCGCCGUCGACGGCGUUCGCCAUGUCCUUGUGGUACAGCCUGCCUGAGCUCGUGGCUCGGGAGCAGGGUCUGAACAUGUCCGAGCGGGUGCUUUUGAAGUUUCAGAGCCUUGGUCAUUUCAUCACUGUCUAUGGAAUUCUAGCCAAAGCCAAGCUGGGUUUGCGUAGGGUCUGUUUGGAUGAGCGCAGGUUUGCUCCUGCUAUAGACUUGAUCAGGGCAAAAGGCGAUGACGACGACGAUGAGGUGGAAGCGAAUGAGGAUGGUGGUUCUUCGACCUCGUAUCCCCUGAAAGAAGUGUUCGAGUUUUCGAUGCUUGUGAAAGAUGGCUUGGCAUUGCCGCUCUUGAUAGACCUAGCCGAAAGGGCUGGCUUGCCGGUCCCGUCCUGUUUCGCACACCUUCCCGCGGAACUGAAGCUCAAGAUUUUCGAAUCGCUUCCCGGCAUUGGCCUCGCGAGGGUAGGAUGCGCGUGUUCGGAACUUCGGGAUUUGACAUCCAAUGAUGACUUGUGGGAGCAAAAGUACGUGGAGGAGUUUGGAGGGCGGACGGCAAAAGGCGGAGGGAUGUUCAAUUGGAAGCAGCGUUUCGCACGGUCGUGGACGGCGAAGAAGAAGAGAAGACGGAGAGCAAUUGGUUUCAGACACCUUCGCUACUGGACAGGCCUUCCCCUUGUAGAAUUUGAAGGGGUCUCGGUACCUUAUUGCUUGAGGAAUUACAGGCGGUGA
Syzygium oleosum is the source of this 1026-nucleotide messenger RNA. RefSeq names its product F-box protein SKIP22-like. Gene Ontology annotation, molecular function: protein binding. Lineage: Eukaryota; Viridiplantae; Streptophyta; Magnoliopsida; Myrtales; Myrtaceae. The transcript has a single exon. Bases 1 to 1026 code for a protein of 341 amino acids. The record is from RefSeq and is a predicted model, not a curated record.